GUGUUGACAUGUGAUCGCACGAGGGUGAAAAAAACAAAACAACAGCGUGAAAAAAAACGUCCUCGUGCUGCGUCACGUGGCCGGAUGGGCGUUAUUUAAGCUGCCAGCGCGGGAGCCAGACACAAGAGAAUCAGCUCGUACAGGAAGUGAAUAGCUCUGGAUCGGCGGUGUUUUGAUAGCAAAUAUGAGUGGAAAACUAAGACCAACCCUGCAGAAGUCAAACGAGAACAUAACGAGUUUUUUCCCACCCUCCCAAAAGGCAAUGGGACCUCCCAGACAAUCCUUGCAGGUCCUUCAGCCCUCAGCUGUUAACAAAGAUCUUGGGCGGUCAGCUCAGGCAGGAAAGAUCAUUCCCAAAAGGAAACACUGGCGCGCAGAACAAACCCGAGGUCCAAAGAGGGUGAAGGCAGAAGUCAAAUCCACACAAACAGAGGAAACUCAGUGUUUGACUGAUGGCAUGUCCACUGAAGCCUAUGAACUUAUGGUCAAAGAAACUCCUCCCUCCACCUACUGGAAAGAGAUAGCCGAUGAGCGACGGAAGGCCUUGUUCAAUGUUCUACAGGAGAACGAGAAGUUGCACAAAGACAUCGAGACCAGAGAUGAACAGAUAACUCAACUGAAGAGUGAGAACGAAGAGCUGCAGGAGCUGGCACAACACGUCCAGUACAUGGCUGAUAUGAUCGAGAGGUUGACGGGAAAGUGCCCCGAUAAUCUGGAGGAAUUGAAGGACAUUGCUCUUGAUGUGGAUGAUGACGACAGUAACGCUGCCGACAAGACUGAGGAUGAAUAUUCAGAUGACGAGGAAGAAGAGACGUCAGUGGAGCAGGAUUAACAGACUCACCUUGUGCUCUUGAACUUUGUCUUAAUACAGCAGCCGAUUUUGGCCCGAGCGACAUUAAUUUGAAGAUGUUUGCUUUUCAGUGUAAUUUAUGUUCAGACCGCAUUGUUCUAGAAAUGCAUCGUUUUAAAACUAAUAUUUUACAAUUUGAGUUUUUUUUAAACUUGUAAAAUUCGUGGCCAAGAAGUGUUAAACUAAACCAUUAUACAACUUUUUUUGUUUUUAAUGGAAGACGUGAUGACAUGUCAGUAGUAAAGCACAGGCUAUACUGUUUCAGUUAAUUUAGGUUAAUGUAAAAAUCAAUACCUCAAACAUGACCGUUUCAAUCCUUACAACAAAGGGGAUCCUCACUAUUCUGUAGCAUACCCAAUACCUUGUUUUCCUUCGUCUCCUGGUGUGUAAACGGUUUGCCCUGUUGAACGUCAGCAACCUGUAUACUGCAAUGAAACAGUAAUGCCUGUGCUUUUCUUACUGAUGUCUACUGUGAAAAGAUUUAUUUAAGAACAGUUGUGCUACACUCACUGGUAGAUGUGGCUUACUUGAAGCAUGGCUAUAAGUGUUUUGGUUUACUCCGUAAAAAAUGUGCAAUGUUACGGUACAGCUGUGUACAUAAAGCUUGUGUAAAAUAAACACUUUUUAAACAAAGAAA
Messenger RNA from Platichthys flesus (European flounder), 1487 nucleotides. RefSeq names its product geminin DNA replication inhibitor (gene gmnn). Gene Ontology annotation, cellular component: nucleus. Lineage: Eukaryota; Metazoa; Chordata; Actinopteri; Pleuronectiformes; Pleuronectidae. The record is from RefSeq and is a predicted model, not a curated record. Gene Ontology annotation, biological process: negative regulation of cell cycle; negative regulation of DNA replication. Bases 185 to 832 code for a protein of 215 amino acids. The transcript has 7 exons.